AUGGAUGAAUCUUCAUCAUCAUCCAGUCUUGUUUCAAUUAAUCCACCAUCAACAGUACCUUAUAUUAAAUGUAAUUUUUUAGAUAAAGAUACAGACCUUAAUGAAAAACCUGUAUGGAACAACGAAAUAGCUUUAUUACUUUCAUAUUGGCUUCAGCAAAGAGCCAAUCAUGAUGAUAUUUUUGGAAGUUUUCGUUCAGCAAAUGCACAUACGGAUAGUUUGGGUGAAGUUGAUGUUAUAUCAGAUGCUGAGCACAUUAAAAAAUUACUUAAAGUUCCAUUUAAUAAACAUAGUCAAAUAUCAAUGAUAGUACAUCGUUUAGGACGAACAAUACUUCUCGAUGAAUUUGAUGUUCAUUCACAUUUAUUACGUCUUGAAAAAAAUGAAUGGACAUGGUUUCGAGAUUUUUUUCUCGACACAAUUUUACGCAAUAUUUCCGUUAAACAUUUUUAUAAAAAAAAUAAAACACGUGAUGAACUUAUACGAAAAGAUCGUUUAGUUAAAUUCUUAUGUCAAAGUGUUGAAUUACCUCAAUUAACACGUUCCACAUCUAAUAAUGAUGAAUCUCAAUCAACAGAAACAACAACAACUACAACAACAAAUGAAUCAACAACGACUACUGCUGCAGCACUUCUUCAACAAAUAAGAGAUCUUGUUAAUGCAAAUAAUAAUCUUGAUGAUGAUAGUGAUGAAAAUAAAAAUGCGGAUUGUACUUCAUCACCAUUUCAACGAACUGUUAAUUGGACAUUUGAAAAUAUGAAAAUGUUAAUUGGUUCAGAUUUACCUAUUUUUGGUGAUGAACAACAUCCAGCUGUUAGUCUUCGUUUAAGAGAUAUGAAUAAACCAAUAAAUGUUUUAACCGGUAUUGAUUGUUGGCUUGAUAAUUUAAUGUGUAAUGUUCCUGAAUUAGCAAUGUGUUAUCAUGUUGAUGGUAUUGUUCAAUCAUAUGAAAUAAUUAAAACAGAAGAUAUACCUUAUCGUGAAGGAUGUCAAUUUCCACCAAGUGUUAUUCGUGAUUUAGCUACGAAUCUUCUUUCAUUUCUUAAAGCAAAUGCAACAAAAGAAGGACAUACAUAUUGGUUAUUUAAAGGUCCGGAUGAUGAUAUUGUUAAAUUAUAUGAUUUAACAAGUUUAUGUGAAACAGAUGGUGAUGAUAAUCCAUAUACAUUACCAGUUGCUACAUUACUUUAUAAAAUGGCACAUAAUUUAGUAUUAAAUUCUGAUUAUGAAACACGUUUAAAAGAAUCUGGUACAAUACGUACAUUACUUAAACAUUGUUUAGAUAUGCUUGAUCCAGAAAAAUGUCCUGAAUAUUAUUGUGCUGCUGCAUAUAUGAUGUCGGAUUUAUUUAUUGAUGAUAAUAUUAGUGAACGAAAUUGGACAUAUGAUGAAAAUGAUAUAUCGGAUUCAGAAUUAUUUAAAGAUACUUUGUCAUUUGAAAAAGAAAAAGAAUCAGUUACAUUUGCUUGUGUUGAUAUUAAAACACUUGUACAAUCUCAACAACAUCGUUUUCAUAAAAAUCCUGAUGUACCACGUCUUGGUCCUAUUCAUGGUAAUCUUGAUGGACGAGCUAGAGAAGCGUUGAAAUAUUUAGUUGCGAUCAAUGAACAGUAUAGAUGUUUAAUAUUCUCUUAG
Molecule: messenger RNA, 1635 nt
Organism: Rotaria sp. Silwood2
Lineage: Eukaryota; Metazoa; Rotifera; Eurotatoria; Philodinida; Philodinidae
Source: the annotation of a GenBank genome assembly